GUUUCUGCUGCGAGUUUGUUAAUUUAUUUUCGAAGUAAUUUUGUUGUUUUUGAAAGUACAAUCCCUUCUAAAACGCAUAUAGUUUGCAGCUGCGAUGAACUUGCAGUUACUAGAAUCAUUCGGCCAGAACUACCCGGAAGAAUUCGACGGUUCGCUGGACUGUAUCUCGCUAGCGGUUACAUGUGCUUUCAACAAGUACGGAACGCUGCUUGCCGUAGGUUGCAACGAUGGUCGGAUAGUGGUGUGGGACUUCCUGACGAGAGGUAUCGCCAAGAUCAUUUCCGCUCACGUUCAUCCGGUGUGCAGUUUGUGCUGGUCCCGAAACGGUCACAAGCUGCUGUCAGCGUCUACGGAUAAUAAUGUGUGCAUCUGGGAUGUACUGAGCGGUGACUGCGAACACAAGUACCGGUUUCCGUCGCCGAUUCUGAAGGUUCAGUUUCAUCCGAGGAAUGAUAAUAAAUUUCUGGUCUGUCCCAUGCGCUAUGCUGCCGUGCUGGUCGACAUCGGGGGUAAACAUCAGUGUUUGCCGUUGGAUAAUGAUGGGGACUUGAACAUAGUAGCUUCAUUUGACCGAAGGGGCGAGCAUAUCUAUUCGGGCAAUGCUAAAGGAAAGAUUCUCGUACUUAAUUCUAAUACUCUGGAGAUUGUUGCAAGUUUUAAAAUUGCUGUAGGAACUUCAAGUGCAACUGCGGUGAAAAGUAUAGAAUUCGCGAGAAGGGGAGAAGCAUUUUUGGUAAACACAUCCGAUCGUGUCAUCCGGGUAUACGAUUCGAAAGAGGUUGUAACCUGCGGAAAGGAAGGGGAGCCAGAACCGAUUCAGAAGCUUCAAGAUCUUGUGAACAAAACCACAUGGAAAAAAUGUUGUUUCUCAGGAGAUGGUGAGUAUAUUUGUGCUGGGAGUGCUCGGCAACAUGCCCUUUAUGUUUGGGAGAAGUCUAUCGGAAAUCUUGUAAAGAUUUUACACGGAACAAAGGGAGAACUUCUGUUGGAUGUUGUUUGGCAUCCAGUUCGACCAAUCAUAGCUAGUAUUAGUUCUGGAUUGGUUUCAAUCUGGGCUCAAAAUCAGGUGGAAAAUUGGUCCGCAUUUGCGCCAGACUUCAAAGAACUGGACGAAAACGUUGAGUAUGAAGAGCGCGAGUCGGAGUUCGAUAUUACGGAUGAGGAUAAAUCAGUCGAUCUUGCUGCGGAAUCUAAGCACGAUGAAGAAGUUGAGGUUGACGUUGUUUCUGCGGAACCGAUAGCGGCAUUUUGUUCCUCGGAUGAAGAAUACGAAGACGAGAAUGCCCUCCAAUUUCUACCAAUGGCUCCGGAAGUGGAAGAUCCAGAGGACGGUUGGGGUUCUCAGGAUAAUUCAGAAUCACUACUCACUGGUUUCAAUAAUAAUCCAACCGAACAUGACCCGCUUUCGAUGAAGGAAAAUGAACCUUCCUCCAAGAAACGUAAGGCCAGUUUGUAUGACAUUACGUUGGAUAAUGCUCCAAUUGAAGACGUGCAUCCUCUGCUACAGAAUAAAGCAAAUAAGGAUAAAGCGACAGCCGCCAAUAAAAAGGCAGCCGGACGGCCCAGAAAGUGAAAGUUUUCGUAUGCUUCCGUUUACGUAAGUUUAAUUUUCAGUUUUCUGUGAUCUCCCAUGGUUUAUGAGUCGAAACCGGUACAAAUUCAGGUUCACAAUGAAAACAUUUUUAAUUUAAAAUUGCAAUUGCAUUUGUUUGAUUUGUAA
Sabethes cyaneus is the source of this 1720-nucleotide messenger RNA. It is a transcript of the gene Rbbp5, whose product is annotated as retinoblastoma-binding protein 5 homolog. The record is from RefSeq and is a predicted model, not a curated record. Gene Ontology annotation, cellular component: Set1C/COMPASS complex. Bases 95 to 1573 code for a protein of 492 amino acids. The transcript has 6 exons. NCBI's taxonomy places the organism in Eukaryota, Metazoa, Arthropoda, Insecta, Diptera, Culicidae. Gene Ontology annotation, molecular function: protein binding.